ACUACUAUAUCACCCGUCGUUUUGUCUUAGAAUGUCGCUUAUUUGUCGUGAAAAAGUGCCAUAUUCACGGUAAUACACACACAUGGCUUACUUUCUAUGCCAAUAAUACACAGAGUAGUUCAUGAGACGUAAUAUAUGUGUAGUAGAGCUACGCCGCGUCAAGCGGUGGAGCCGGCCGGCGACCAGUAGAAGCCUGUGAGCCCUUGCUCGGGACAGUCAGAUCACUCUCGCACCGGCAGUUGGUAGGGAAACUUGUCUCCUGGUGGUGGUAUACACGUUGCUGUUGGCACAGCCCUUCUGCCUCGACAACAAGAUCAUUUCCCGCUGUUGGUGAACGAUGACGUGGACCUUAAGGACCCUGGUAGUGGCGGCUUGUCUAAUAGCAGCUACCACUGCUCAAGAUUAUGACUACGGUCUGGAAGACCCGGAGACAAAGCUAUUAGUUGAUCCAGCAAUCAAAGAUUUCUUCAUCGUGCUCGCCGUAAAAGGUGUCAUUAUCGCUGGGAUUGUGAUUGGGCUAAUCGUCCUAUUCCGUACCUACGCUCUUGGCAUCGCCCAGAGGGUCGUCCCUGGAGUAGGGCUUCCCACAGAUGUUGAGAGGAUCGAUACCUUUGUGUUCGAUGACGAGGACUACACCGUCUCCGACUCGGACAGUUAUUAUGGCCAUCCAACCCUUCAAAGAUCCCUUCGGGCUGGCGGAUCCCUUCUAACUCGGGUUCUCGACAGCAUCGACCCAGUCGAGUCGACCUUCGCCAUGCUGCAAGUGGAGGAGGUCGCUUGUCGGAGGCGCACUGUGUGUGAGGUGCAGCGGGCCGCCUCCAGGAUGCCUCUCCUGGGCUCAGUGCUGCAGUACUUCAGCCCGUCUGUGACUGGUCUAGAGGAGUACAAGGAAGCUCAAGACGCCGGCGCUGCUCUAGAAGACUGUGCUCUUCUCUUCUCAGAGUGUCCAACUUCUCUAGUUCAGACGCUGUGGGGGGAGGAGCAGUGACCUCACACCUCUGUGGUCCAGACGCUGUGGGGUGAGCAAUGACCUCACACCUCUGUGGACCAGACGCUGUGGGGUGACCAGUGACCUCACACCUCUGUGGUCCAGACGCUGUGGGGUGAGCAGUGACCUCACACCUCUGUGGACCAGACGCUGUGGGGUGACCAGUGACCUCACACCUCUGUGGACCAGACGCUGUGGGGUGAGCAGUGACCUCACACCUCAGUGGACCAGACGCUGUGGGGUGAGCAGUGACCUCACAUCUCUGUGGACCAAACGCUGUGGGGUGAGCAGUGACCUCACACCUCUGUGGUCCAGAUGCUGUGGGGUUGACCUGUCACCUCACACCUCUGUGGACCAGACGCUGUGGGGUGGACCUGUCACCUCACACCUCUGUGGUCCAGACGCUGUGGGGUGACCAGUGACCUCACACCUCUGUGGACCAGACGCUGUGGGGUGAGCAGCGACCUCACACCUCUGUGGUCCAGACGGUGUGGGGUGGACCUGUCACCUCACACUUGGCAUUGAUCGUAAUCAAACUAACUUAUUUAUGCAUUAAUUAAGGUGCAGCAUGCCUGACUGUGAUGACCUCAGGGCCAGUACACCUAUACGGAGUGACUUGUUAGUGUCCUUAACAUUGUCAGUUCUCGUAAUCAAUACGUAAUCACGAUAAGCCGAUUUUCUUGCCAUCUAAUCUUGGUAAUAAAACAUUAACUUAAUUAUCCCCUAACUUUAAGAUUAAUGUACUCUAUACAUAAUAUUGUGUGCGCUUAAAACAUUCUUUAAUAUGGUAAAUUCAUUGAAGAAUGAUGAUAUUACAGUAAUAAUUAAGUUAAUACAAGUUUUAAUAGUAAAAAUAUUUUUAUUCGUGAAGAUUUUUAGUUCACUAUUAUUUUUACUUGGCAUUGUUAUUUAUAAAGAUUAUAUGGCUGGAAAUUCCACCCUGUCAUACCAUAGUUGUGUAUCUCCGUACUUAUCUAUAAGAUUCAAAACCCGUCUUUGUCUUCUUAUUGUACAAGGCCCAAUUUUAUGUACAAUAGCUUCACCCUAAUGUCCCUAUUACUUCGUCACUGUAUAUAUGCAAUGUUGAUGGGAUCGUACGCUCUGGCGAUUCAUCAAUGAAAUUGGCAUUACUCCGUCGUAUGUUCGAGCCUCUUUAAUGACCCUAUGUGUGUAAAGUGUUGCAUUUACGUUAGUGUGAAUUUCAUUUAAUCUUUAUGUAAAUAUUUACACUUUCCUAUUUAUUUAUUUAUUUAUUUAUAAUUAUUUAUUGACUACCUCUUUAUUAAUUUGUAUAGUGAAUGUAGUGCGUCUGGAUUUUUUGUACUGCUGAAGUACAGGAUAAAAAAUGUACUUUGAUAGAUUGUUGAGUGUGUGGUGUUCAGAUAGACUGUGCAGUGUGAGAUGUUUGGAUAGACUGUGCAGUGUGAGAUGUUUGGAUAGACUCUGCAGUGUGAGAUGUUUGGAUAGACUCUGCAGUGUGAGAUGUUUGGAUAGACUGUGCAGUGUGAGAUGUUUGGAUAGCAACUCAUCUUCAGGCUUCGUCUUCCCAGCCGUCAAAGGCAUAUUCAUCAAUCAUUCAUCAAUCUUAGUGUACUGUAUAUCAAGACUCUGUAAUUUCUCAAAUGUUAAGUAAUUGUAUAUUAGAAUGUAUUGUAUAGUUAGACAUAGGUUAGGUUAGGUGUUUGUAGUACGUGGGUGAAGCCUUUGCAGAGCUGCGAUUCGAACAGAAGAAGUGAACGAAGCACUGUUCGAGAAAUACUCGAACGUCAGAAGUUGUGAGUUGAGUUAAAGUGCUAAUUACUCAUAAACACGACUUUGGCGGCUGGGUUAAUUAAUGAGCAUUUGGUCAUUGUUUGUAAGGUCGGGCUGUGAAAUGACUACGUAGUGUGACGUGUUCGGAUUGACUGUAAGGCGUUCGAAAAGUUGUCUUUGAAUUGACCUCGGAUAUGACCCCUGAUAGUUAUUAUUUUCGUGUCUCAAUGCAAGUUGUGAGAAUCAUACAACAGGUCUAUAUAAGAAGCGUUUAUUCCCCAUCCAUAUUUUUGCUUCAUGUUCUCAGUAGAUAUCUUUUGGCACUAAACAUAUAUGUAAAAUUCUCUGUAAAGAUGAGACUGUAAACAAUAUUAAAUAUUUAUGUGAUAAAUGUAAAUGAAUUUAAAAAUAAAUCGAACUUGAGAGUCUCGUAAGUGUUAGUAAAUUCUGUAGCUAAUGUCGUGAGUCUGCUGCAUUAUGUGUCAGCCUUGAGCUGGAUGUGGGCUUUUUAUUUAUUUAAGUGUGUAAUAAGUUAAUAAGUUAUUGAAUAAAAGAAAUAUCACCUGU
Molecule: messenger RNA, 3307 nt
Organism: Procambarus clarkii (red swamp crayfish)
Lineage: Eukaryota; Metazoa; Arthropoda; Malacostraca; Decapoda; Cambaridae
Source: RefSeq, a predicted model, not a curated record